Molecule: messenger RNA, 15592 nt
Organism: Erinaceus europaeus (western European hedgehog)
Lineage: Eukaryota; Metazoa; Chordata; Mammalia; Eulipotyphla; Erinaceidae
Gene: LRP2
Product: LDL receptor related protein 2
Exons: 79
Coding region: 145-14106 (4653 amino acids)
Molecular function (GO): calcium ion binding; protein binding
Source: RefSeq, a predicted model, not a curated record
AAAACUUGAUGCCUGGAGCGAUUGGGCCGGCUUUCAAAUACCUGGAGUCGGUGGAGGCGCGGUGCCAGACGAGCGCUGGCAGGCGGCGUGCACCCACCUCCCCGGGAAGGAACGGCGAGGCCGGGGCUGCAGAGCGGCGCGGGGAUGGCGGGUCGGAGCGCGGCGGCGGCGGCGUGCGUGCUGCUGGCUUUCGCCUACUGCCUGGCGCCGGCCGCGGGCCAAAGUGGCCAAGGAUGUCGCAGUGAUGAAUUUCGCUGUGCAAAUGGACGCUGUGUAAAUGCAUCCUGGAGAUGUGAUCGAACCUCAGAUUGCUUGGAUGAUUCAGAUGAAUUUAACUGCACUGCCUCUUGCCAGCCAAAUGAGUUCCAUUGUGCUAACGGAAGGCAGUGCGUCCCGCGUCGCUGGGUGUGUGAUGAUGAUUCUGACUGUGAUGAUGGUUCAGACGAACAGCAUUGCUCUGGGAGAGUAUGCUCAACCCAUCAGAUGACAUGCUCUAAUGGGGAAUGUAUCCCGAAUACGUACAGGUGUGACCAUGUCAGAGACUGCUCAGAUGGAACUGAUGAGAGAGAUUGCCAAUAUGCACCGUGUGAUCAGCUUACUUGUGCCAACGGAGCCUGCUAUAACAAUACUCAGAAAUGUGACGGGAAAGUUGAUUGCAGGGACUCCUCCGAUGAAUACAACUGCACUAAUGUGUGCUUGCAGAACGAAUUUCAGUGUGGUGGUGGAGAGUGCCUACCUCGUGUUUAUGUCUGUGACCAUAAGUCAGAUUGUGACGACGGCAGUGAUGAACUUUCUUGCGACUAUCAGCCCUGCAGUGGCAAUCAGUUCACUUGCCCCAACAGCUUCUGCAUUCAUCAGGAUGCGGUUUGUGACGGCUACGCUGACUGUAGAGAUAGUGCAGAUGAAGAUGGAUGUGAAAACACCUCUCAUACUCAGAACUGUUACCCAAGUGAAUGGGCUUGUCCACAGUCUGGAAAAUGCAUCCCAAUUGAAAAGAUCUGUGAUGGAAUUAUAGACUGUCCAGCAGGAGAAGAUGAAACCAAUACCACAGAAGGAAGACAUUGUAAUGACACUUUGUGUGUUACCUUGGCCUGUGAGUUUUAUUGCCACAAGACCCCAUAUGGAGGAGAGUGUUACUGUCCUCCAGGUUUUGUUGUUGACCCAAAUAACACCCACAACUGUGUUGAUUUUGAUGAUUGCCAGGUAUGGGGAGUUUGUGACCAGGUAUGUGAAGACCGAUACGGCCAUCACAAGUGCCACUGUGCAGAAGGGUAUCUCCUGGAGAAUGAGCGUCACUGCAAAGCUAAUGCUUCCUUUGAUGAGCCCUCCCUUAUCUUUGCCAAUGGUCAAGAUGUGCUCAUUGGUGAUAUUCAUGGAAGAGCUAUAGAUAGACUGGUACCAGCUCAAACUAAAGGAUUGGCAGUGGGUGUGGAUUUUCAUUAUCGUCUGCAAAGAGUCUUUUGGACGGACAUCAGGAAACAUAAGGUUUUUUCAGUUUCCAUUAAUGGUUCACAUCUACAAGAAGUCCUUAAUGUUUCUGUUGAUAAACCAGAGAAUCUGGCUGUGGACUGGAUUAAUAAUAAACUUUAUGUAGUAGAGACCAGGGCUAGUCGAAUAGAAAUAACAAAUUUGGAUGGAAGUUCCCGGGUUGUCUUGAUAAGUGAAAACUUGGGAAAUCCUAGAGGAAUUGCUGUGGACCCAACUGUUGGUUACUUAUUUUUCUCAGACUGGGAGAGUCUUUCUGGACAAUCUAAGGUAGAAAGGGCUUUCAUGGAUGGCACCAACCGUAAAGACUUAGUAAAAACAAAGCUGGGUUGGCCAGCUGGGAUAACUCUGGACAUAGUAAACAAGCGUGUUUACUGGGUUGACUACCGGUUUGAUUACAUUGACACUGUAACUUAUGAUGGAACUCAGAGGAAGACAGUAGUCAGUGGGGGCUCACGGGUUCCUCAUCCCUUUGGAUUAAGUUUGUUUGAAGAUCUUGUGUUCUAUACUGAUUGGACAAAGAUGGCUGUACUGAAGGCAAGCAAAUUUACAGAGACCAGUCCAAAAACAGUCUACCAGUUUUCCGUAAGGCCCUUUGGAGUGACUGUUUACCAUUCUCUUAGGCAGCCCUAUGUUCGAAAUCCAUGUGGAGAUAACAAUGGGGGCUGUGAGCAGGUCUGUGUCCUCAGCCACAGAACAGAUAAUGAUGGUUUGGGUUACCGAUGCAAAUGCACCAUAGGCUUUGUCUUGGAUGCGGAUGGCCGCCGCUGCAGUGCUGUUAAGCAGUUCCUACUCUUCUCAUCUGAAGCAACUGUUCGUGGAAUCCCGUUUUCUGUCUCUACUCAAGAAGAUGUCAUAUUGCCAGUGACAGGAACUCCCUCUUCCUUUGUUGGGAUUGAUUUUGAUGCCCAGGAGAACACUAUCUUUUAUUCAGAUACAUUAAAAAACAUGAUUUUUAAACAAAAGAUUGAUGGCACAGGAAUAGAACUUCUCACAGCUAACAAAGUGGAGGGUGUUGAAAGUUUGGCUUUUGACUGGAUUUCAAAGAAUCUCUAUUGGGCAGAUGGUUCCUACAAGAGUAUCAGUGUCAUGAGGCUAGCUGAUAAAUCAAGACGCCAGAUAAUUCAGAAUAUAAAUUUCCCACGAUCAAUUGUGGUUCAUCCUAAUUAUGGGUAUAUAUUCUUCACAGAUUGGCUCCGUCCUGCCAAAAUUAUGAGAGCAUGGUGUGAUGGAUCUCACCUUAUGCCCAUAGUAAACACCACUCUUGGGUGGCCCAAUGGGUUGGCCAUUGAUUGGAGUGCUUCGCGAUUAUACUGGACAGAUGCCUUUUUUGAUAAAAUUGAGCACAGCACCUUUGAUGGUUUAUAUAGGAGAACGCUGAACCAUAUACCACAGAUGACAAAUCCAUUUGGACUUACUGUACAUCAAGAAUAUGUGUAUUUUACUGACUGGAGACUGAAAGCUAUUGUUCGAGUUAGAAAAAGCAAUGGUGGAGAGAGGACAGUUAUCCGAAGUGGCAUCAGAAGCAUAAAGCUUGUGAAAUCUUAUGAUGCCACCGUCCAGACUGGCUCUAAUCAAUGUAGUCAACCCACCCAUCCAAACGGCGACUGUAGCCACUUCUGCUUUCCAGUGCCAAACUACCAGAGGGUGUGUGGUUGCCCCUAUGGAAUGAAGCUGUCUUCCAAUCACUUGACAUGUGUAGAAAACCAUUCUGAAGAACCACCCAUGGAACUAUGUGGCUCCUUGUCCUUCAUCUGUAAUAACAGCAAAUGUGUGCCUAGUUUCUUCCGCUGUGAUGGAACUGAUGACUGUCAUGAUAAUAGCGAUGAACAGCUAUGUGGUACAUUUAAUAAUUCUUGUUCAUCGUCGGCAUUCACCUGUGGGCAUGGAGGAGGGUGUAUUCCUGCAAAAUGGCGCUGCGACAAAGAGAAUGACUGCGCGGACGGCAGCGAUGAAGAAGACUGUCCCACACAAGCACACAUCACCUGUUCUGCACCCUUGUACACAUGUAAUAAUAGCCGAUGUAUCCCAAGGAGUUGGCUCUGUGAUACGGAUAAUGAUUGUGGUGAUGGAUCUGAUGAGAACAACUGCAACCCUGAGGAGACAUGUUUGCCCAGUCAGUUUCGUUGCCCUGAUCAUCGAUGUAUUUCCAUGUCUUUUGUGUGUGAUGGGGACAAGGACUGUAUUGAUGGAUCUGAUGAGAAUGGUUGUGUAAUUAAUUGCACUACUUUUCAAUUCAAAUGUGCCUCUGGAGAUCAGUGUAUUGCCAACAUGUAUCGUUGUGACGGUGUUUUUGACUGCAAUGACAACUCUGAUGAGAUAAACUGUCCCUCUAGGCCUCCUGGUAUGUGCCACCAAGGUGAAUUUCAGUGCCAGGAUGGUGUCUGUAUCCCAGGGAGCUGGGAGUGUGAUGGGCACAGAGACUGCACCUCUGGAUCUGAUGAGCACCAGGGCUGUGCAGCCAGAACCUGUCUUCCAUCAUAUUUUCAAUGUGGCAAUGGACACUGCAUUAGCAGAGAGUGGAUCUGUGAUGGGGACAAUGACUGCGGGGAUAUGAGCGAUGAGAACGACUGUCCUACUCGGGCCUUUCAGUGUCCUAGCUGGCAGUGGCACUGCAUUGGCUAUAACAUCUGUGUGAAUAUGAGUAACGUGUGUAAUGGCGUCCCUGACUGCCCCAGUGGGGUAGAUGAGUCCCCACUUUGCAACCAGGAUAGCUGCUCAGAUUCCAAUGGUGGUUGUACCCAUGAAUGUGUUCAAGGACCCUAUGGGGCUCAGUGCCUAUGUCCAUCUGGCUAUUCGCUUGCCAAUGAUUCUAAGACCUGUGAAGACAUCAAUGAAUGUGAUAUUCCUAGCUUUUGUAGUCAGCACUGUUACAAUACAAGAGGUUCUUUUCGAUGCUGGUGUGAUAAAGAAUACACUCUUGACAUUGAUGGAAAGACUUGCAAAGUUACAGCACCUGAAGGUCUGUUGUUACUUGUGGCGAAUCAGAACCAAAUUGUUGCUGACAACAUCACCUCCCAGAUGCAUCAUAUCUCUUCACCUAUCCUCCAAGGUUCUCACAUUGUAGCUCUUGAUUUUGACUCAGUCAGAAAUCGUGUGUUUUGGUCUGAUGGAACUCAGGGUAAAAUCUGGAGUGCAUUUCAAAAUGGAACAGACAGUAAAGUAGUGCUCGAAACUCGUGUCACUAUGACUCAAAGUAUUGCCGUGGAUUGGAUCGGUCGCAAUCUUUACUGGACAGACUAUGCUCUGGAGACCAUUGAAGUUUCAAAUCUGGAGGGAGAACACAGAACUGUACUGAUUAGUAGCAACCUUUCCUAUCCAAGGGGACUAGCUUUGGAUCCCAGAACUAAUGACCAUCUGAUGUUCUGGUCUCAGGGGGGCCAGCAUCCUCAUAUUGAGAGAGCCAGCAUGGAUGGUAGCAUGAGGACUAUCAUUGUCGAAGACAAGAUUUUCUGGCCCACUGGUCUAACUAUUGACUACCCCAACAGACUGAUCUACUUCAUGGAUGGCUAUCUUGAUUAUAUAGAUUUUUGCAAUUAUAAUGGGCACCAUAGGAAACAGGUGGUAGCCAGUGACUUGAUUCUGCAGCACCCUUAUGCCCUAACCCUUUUUGAAGAUUCUAUGUACUGGACUGACCCCAGCACUCAAAGGGUUCUGCAAGCCAAUAAGUGGCAUGGGGGGAACCAGUCAGUUAUAAUUAAUGAUUUGCGGCGGCCCCUUGGGAUUGUGGCGGUUCAUCCUGUGAAACAACCUGCUGCCAUAAAUACAUGUGCCGGGGCCUCCUGUAGCCAUCUGUGCCUGCUUUCUUCACAGAGACCACGGCUCUACUCCUGCGCUUGUCCUUCAGGAUGGACUUUAUCUCAAGAUUCUGUGACCUGUGUGAGAGGUGAUGAACCUUUCUUAAUAACUGUAAGAUACAGUAUGAUUUUUGGAAUCUCUCUGAAUCCUGAGGUAAAGAGCAACGAUGCUAUGGUUCCCAUAUCAGGGAUACAGAAUGCUUACGAUGUCGACUUCGAUGAAUCAGAACAAUUCAUCUAUUGGGCUGAGCAUCCAGGUUUAAUUCACAGAAUAAAGACGGAUGGCACCAACAGGACAGUGGUUGCUCCUCUAACUACUUUGUGGUCUUCUAUGAGCCUGGCUUUAGACUGGAUUUCCAAAAACCUUUUUUACACUAAUGCUGCAACCAAAUCAAUUGAGGUUUUGACAGUCCGUGGAGAUGUCAGAUUCAAAAAAACAAUUAUUACCAAUGAUGGGACACCUCUUGGGGUUGGUUUUCCAAUUGGCAUAGUUGUUGACCCUGUCAAAGGGAAAAUAUACUGGUCAGACCAGGGAACUGACAGUGGGGUUCCUGCUAAGAUUGCAAGUGCUUACAUGGAUGGAACGUCUUCGGAAAUUCUCUUCUCUGGGGAACUUGAACACUUAGAGUUUAUCACUCUUGACAUUGAGGAGCAGAAGCUUUAUUGGGCAGUCACUAGCAGAGGAGUGAUUGAAAGAGGAAAUGUUGAUGGUACAAGUAGAAUGAUCUUGGUAAACCAUCUUUCCCACCCCUGGGGAAUCUAUGUUUAUGGCCCUUACCUUUAUUAUACUGAUGGAGACUAUGAGGUCAUUGAAAGAGUUGACAAGGCCACUGGGGACAACAAAGUAAUCUUGAGAGAUAACAUUCCAAAUCUGAGAUGCCUUCGGGUUUAUCACAGACGACAAGUUACUGCUGGAUCUUCAAAUGGCUGUAGCAAUAAUGCUAAUGCCUGUGAGCAAAUUUGCCUGCCUAAACCCGAAGGCCUGUUCACCUGUGCCUGUGCGUCUGGAUUCAAACUCAAUCCUGAUCAGCGGACCUGCUCUCAACACAAUUCCUUUAUUGUUGUCUCCAUGCUGUCUGCAAUCAGAGGUUACAGCCUAGAACUGUCAGAUCACUCAGAGGCAAUGGUGCCAGUGGCAGGCCCAGGACGAAAUGCACUGCAUGUGGAUGUUGACGUAUCUUCUGGCUUUAUAUACUGGUGUGAUUUUAGCAGCUCUGUGCAAUCGUACAAUGCAAUCCGUAGAAUCAAACCAGAUGGGUCUGCAUUUACAAACAUCACUACAGAUGGGAUAGGAGGCAAUGGAGUACAGGGCAUUGCAGUGGACUGGGUAGCUGGAAAUCUCUAUUUUACCAAUGCUUUUUUGUCAGAAACACUGAUAGAAGUGAUUAGGAUCAAUACCACCUACCGCCGUGUUCUCCUAAAAUCUACAAUGGAUAUGCCCAGGGCUAUUGCUGUAGACCCAAAGAACAGAUACCUUUUCUGGGUUGACUAUGGACAAAACCCAAAGAUUGAAUAUUCUUUUCUCGACUGUACCAAUCGGACUGUGCUUGUGUCAGAAGGAAUUGUCACACCCCAGGGCUUGGCAGUGGACCACAGCGAUGGCUAUAUUUAUUGGGUUGAUGAUUCUUUAGAUAUGAUUGCAAGGAUUAAUAAUAUUGGGGAGAAACCUGAAGUGCUUUAUUAUGGUAGUCGUUACCCAACUCCUUAUGGCAUCACUGUUUUUGGAAAUUCUAUUAUAUGGGUAGAUAGGAAUUUACAAAAAAUCUUCCAAGCGAGCAAGGAUCCAGGAAACACAGGGUCACCAACAGUGAUAAGAGACAAUAUCAACUGGUUAAGAGAUGUGACCAUCUUUGAUCAGAGUGUCCAGCCUCGGUCACCAGCAGAGGUCAACUAUAAUCCUUGUUUAGAAAAUAAUGGUGGGUGUUCUCAUUUCUGCUUUGCUUUGCCUGGAUUGAGCACCGCAAAAUGUGUCUGUGCCUUUGGAACCCUGGGAGCUGAUGGCAAGAGCUGUCGCAUUCCUACAGAAAAUUUCUUUGUGUUUGCCUUGAAUGACUCCUUGAGAAGUUUGCACAUAAAUCCAGAAGAACAUAGCCCACCUUUACAUUCAAUAAGUGUGGGAAAAAAUAUAUUGGCCCUGGACUAUGACAGCAGAAAUAAUAGAGUGUACUUCACACAUCCUCUAGAGGCUGGAGUUGGCCAGAUUUCCUAUAUUAGCUUGAAUCCAGGAUUCAAUUCCCCCACUGCCCUUGUUUCAGAUAUAGGUGUUUCUUUUGGCAUCGCUUUUGACUGGAUUAAUGGAAGAAUUUAUUACAGUGACAUCAAAAACCAGACUAUUAAUUCUAUGGCCUUGGAUGGCUCUUCACGCAGUGUGGUAGCCCGUGUUACAAAUCCAAGAGCAAUUGUAUUAGAUCCUUGCCGAGGGUACAUGUACUGGAUUGACUGGAGUAAUAGUGCUAAAAUUGAGAGAGCCACACUGGGAGGAAACUUCCGGGAGCCCAUUGUGAACACUAGCCUGGUCCGGCCCAGUGCACUGGCUCUGGACCAUGAGGAAGAUCUUCUCUACUGGGCAGAUGCUAGUCUGCAGAAGAUUGAAUCUAGCAAUCUAAUUGGCAAGGAGCGCAAAGUCAUUGUCAGCACGGUCUUUCAACCUUCUGGCUUAACUGUUCAUGGGCAGCAUAUUUACUGGACUGACUGGCUCACGCGAAGAAUUUACCGAGCUAAUAAAUAUGAUGGGUCUGGUGUGAUUGCCAUGACUGUGCAAUUUUCCGCCCAGCCCUCAGAUAUUCGAAUGGUUAUGAAGAAUCAGCAACAGCAUUGUAGCAAUCCUUGUGAUCAGUAUAAUGGAGGCUGCAGCCAUAUUUGUGUACCAGGACCACAAGGUGCUGAAUGCCAGUGUCCGCAUGAGGGUCGCUGGUAUUUGGCCAACAACAAUAAACACUGCAUCAUGGACAAUGGUACACGGUGCGAUACGUCAAAAUUCACCUGCUCCAAUGGACGCUGCAUUUUGAAACAUUGGAUAUGUGACAAUGACAAUGACUGUGGUGAUGGCAGUGAUGAGACAGAAAUUAUAUGUGCACUGCAUACCUGUUCUCCAACGGCCUUCACUUGUGCCAACGGGCGGUGUGUCCGAUAUAAUUCUCGCUGUGAUCACUAUAAUGACUGUGGUGACAACAGUGAUGAAGAAGGAUGCCUGUUCAGAAGCUGUAAUGCAACCUCAGAAUUUACUUGUGGUAAUAGCAAAUGCAUACCUCUUCGCUUGGUAUGCAAUGGUGUGAACAACUGCCAGGAUAAUGAUACAUCCGAUGAGAAAAACUGUCCUGAUUACACGUGCCAACCUGGCUACAUAAAAUGUCAAACUUCAACUAUGUGUGUUUCUCGCCUCUACUUGUGUGAUGGAGACAAUGACUGUGGAGAUAUGAGUGAUGAAAGCCCCAUUUUCUGCUCCACUCAGACAUGCACCAAUGAUCAGUUUCGCUGCUCAAAUGGCCGGUGUAUUCCUCGCAGUUGGUACUGUGAUAAAGACAGAGAUUGUCUCGAUGGCUCCGAUGAACCUCAGACUUGUGGGAGCCGCCAGGAGGUAGAGUGCUCAAGUAAUCAGUUCAAGUGUGAUAAUGAGAGAUGCGUCCAAAAUGAAUGGAUCUGUGAUGGUGAUAAUGACUGCGGCGACAUGAGCGAUGAGGAUGAAAGGCACCAGUGUGCGAAUUACACCUGUCCAAGUUCUUCGUUUCUCUGUGCAAACAGUGUGCCUCCAUCCAGGAGGUGCAUUCCUUGGUCUUGGGUUUGUGACGGUGAUGCAGAUUGUUCUGAUGGCUAUGAUGAAGUUCAGAAUUGUACCAGAAGAGCUUGUUAUGAGCAUGAAUUCAACUGCAGUAAUGGACGGUGUGUCCCAAAUACAUACAGGUGUGACCGCCGCAAUGACUGUGGUGACUACAGUGAUGAGAGGGACUGCUCAUACCGAACCUGCAGUGCUAAUGAAUUUACCUGUCAGAAUGGAGUGUGCAUUUCCAAGGCCUUCAUCUGUGAUAAAGAUAAUGACUGUGGAGAUGAAUCUGAUGAGCUGGAACACCUCUGUCGCACCCCAGGUGUCACUUGUCCACCCCAUCAGUUCAAGUGUACCAAUGGGAAUUGCAUUGAGAUGGUGAAAGUUUGUAACCACGUAGACGACUGUUUAGACAAUAGUGAUGAAAAAGGCUGUGGUGUUAACGAGUGUAAUGACCCUUUACUCAGCGGCUGUGACCAAAAUUGCACAGACACACUCACAAGUUUUUAUUGUUCUUGUCGUCCCGGUUACAAACUUCUGUCCGAUAACCGGAGCUGUGAUGAUAUUGAUGAAUGUAAGGAGACACCCUCUGUCUGUACUCAGAUAUGUGAGAACACACUGGGCUCCUACAUCUGUAAGUGUGCCCCUGGCUACAUUCGAGAACCUGAUGGGAAGACCUGCCGGCUGAACAGUAACAUCAAGCCCUACCUCAUUUUUAGCAACAGAUACUAUUUGAGAAAUCUGACUACAGAUGGCAGUUUUUACUCCCUCAUUUUGCAAGGACUGGGAAAUGUUGUUGCAUUGGACUUUGACAAAGUAGAAAAGAGAUUGUACUGGAUUGAUGAAGAGAAAAAAAUCAUUGAGAGAAUGUUUUUGAAUAAGACAAAUAGGGAGACUGUCAUAAGACACAAUUUACCAGCUGCAGAAAGUCUGGCAGUAGACUGGGUUGGCAGAAAACUGUAUUGGGUGGAUGCUUAUCUGAAGUGUCUUUCUGUCUCCGACCUUAAUGGUGGAAAUCGUCGCAAGCUGGCUGAGCACUGUGUAGAUGCCAACAACACCUUUUGCUUUGAAAAUCCCAGAGGAAUUGUCCUUCACCCACAAUAUGGAUAUGUCUACUGGGCAGACUGGGCAUAUCGAGCAUACAUUGCAAGAAUAGGUAUGGAUGGAACGAACAAGUCUGUGAUUAUCUCUACCAAGCUGGAAUGGCCCAAUGGCAUUACCAUUGAUUACACCACUGAUCUGCUCUACUGGACAGAUGCUCACCUGGGUUACAUUGAGUACUCUGAUUUGGAGGGCCGCCAUCGGCACACCGUCUAUGACAGGGUCUUACCUCACCCCUUUGCUAUCACCAUUUUUGGAGACACUGUUUAUUGGACUGACUGGAAUACAAAGACAGUUGAAAAAGGAAACAAAUAUGAUGGAUCACAGAGAGAGGUGCUGGUGAAUACAACACACAAACCAUAUGAUAUUCAUGUGUAUCACCCAUACAGACAGCCAACUGUGAACAAUCCCUGUGGGAGAAACAAUGGUGGCUGCUCUCAUCUCUGCCUCAUCAAAGCAGGAGGAAGAGGUUUCACUUGUGAAUGUCCAGAUUACUUCCGCACCAUUAAUGCUAAUGGGAGGAACACCUGUCUGCCUAUGUGCUCCAGCACACAAUUCCUGUGUGCUAACAAUGAAAAGUGUAUUCCUAUCUGGUGGAGAUGUGAUGGGCAGAAAGACUGCUCAGAUGGCUCUGAUGAACCUACCACUUGUCCACAGCGUUUCUGCAGGUUGGGACAGUUUCAGUGCAAAGAUAACAACUGCACCUCCCCACAGACCUUGUGCAAUUCUCAACGAGACUGCCCUGAUGGCUCUGAUGAAGAUCAUGAUCUUUGUGAGAAUCACAGAUGUGAGUCCAAUCAGUGGCAGUGUGCCAACAAGCGUUGCAUCCCAGAAUCCUGGCAGUGUGACUCAGAGAAUGACUGUGGGGAUAACUCAGACGAAGAGAGUUCUCACUGUGCCAGCAGGGUCUGCCAGCCAGGCUAUUUUAAGUGUGCAAAUGGCCGCUGCAUUCCUCUCUCCUGGAAGUGUGACGUAGACAAUGACUGUGGAGACUACUCAGAUGAGCCCAUCAGAGAAUGCAUGAGCGCUGCCUAUCGCUGUGAUAACCACACGGAAUUCAGCUGUAGAACUAACUACCGUUGCAUCCCACAGUGGGCUGUGUGCAAUGGCAUGGAUGACUGCAGGGACAACAGUGACGAACAAGGCUGUGAGGAGAGGACCUGCAAACCUUCAGGGGAGUUCCGCUGUAGGAAUCACCACUGCAUUCCUCUUCGUUGGAAAUGUGAUGGGCACAAUGACUGUGGAGAUAGCUCUGAUGAAGAAAACUGUGUGCCACGGCAGUGCACAGAGAGCGAAUUUCGAUGCAGUGACCAGAGCUGCAUUCCGUCUCGAUGGAUCUGUGACCACAACAAUGACUGUGGAGAUAACUCCGAUGAACGGGACUGUGAGAUGAGGACCUGCCUGCCUGGGUAUUUUCAGUGUGCAAGUGGCCACUGUAUCUCUGACCAUUUGAGGUGUGAUGGUGCCACAGAUUGUGCUGAUUUCUCUGAUGAAACCUCUUGUCCCACUCGAUUUCCUGACGGUAGAUACUGUGCACAGACUAUGUUUGAAUGUAAAAACCAUCUUUGUAUUCGUCAGUCUUGGAUUUGUGAUGGAGAUAAUGACUGUGGCGAUGGUUCAGAUGAAGAACUUCACUUGUGCUCUUCUGUUCAGUGUGAGGAGAACCGUUUCCAGUGUGACAACCACCGCUGUAUUUACAGUCAUGAGGUGUGCAACAAUGUUGAUGACUGCGGAGAUGGAAGUGAUGAGAGGCAUGAGCUCUGUGUACCUUCGACGCCAAGACCUUGUAGAGAAGAUGAGUUUAAAUGUAGCAAUGGACGUUGCAUCUCGCAGCAUCUGGUAUGCGAUGACUCUGAUGACUGUGGGGACCAUUUUGAUGAAACAGGUUGCAAUUCAGGAAAAGAGAGAACGUGUGCUGAAAAUCUGUGUGAACAUAACUGUACCCAGUUACCUGAAGGAGGAUUUAUUUGCUCCUGUAGACCUGGGUUCAAAGCUAAUGCUUCGGAUAGAAACUCCUGUGAUGAUGUCAAUGAAUGUGAGAAUUUUGGAGUUUGUCCCCAGAUCUGCCAAAAUACCAAAGGGAGCUAUGAGUGUGCCUGUGCCGAAGGCUUCAGGUCAAUGAGUGACCGCUAUGGACUACGGUGUGCCGCUGAUGGUAACCCUCCUGUGUUACUCCUGCCAGAAAAAGUACGAAUUCGAAAAUAUAACCUCUCAUCUGAGAAGUUUUCAGAUUAUCUUGAAAACAAAGAACAUAUUCAGGCUAUUGAUUAUGACUGGAAUCCUGAUGGUACUGACCUCAGUGUCAUAUAUUACACUGUGCUAGGACAGGGCUCUAAUUUUGGUGCUAUCAAACGUGCCUACCUCCCUAACUUUGAAUCUGGCACCAAUAAUCCAGUAGAGGAAGUUGACCUGGGUCUGAAGUACAUACUGCAGCCAGAUGGAUUGGCAGUGGACUGGGUUGGAAGGCAUAUUUAUUGGUCAGAUGCCAAGAGUCAACGAAUUGAAGUGGCUAAACUUGAUGGAAGGUACAGAAAGUGGCUGAUUUUCACUGAACUAGAUCAACCGGCUGCAGUGGUUGUAAAUCCCAAACUUGGGCUUCUGUACUGGACUGACUGGGGCAAACAACCUAAAAUCGAGUCUGCCUGGAUGGACGGGCAACAUCGAACUGUCCUGGUUCAAGAAGGCCUUGGUUGGCCAACUGGUCUUACCAUCGAUUAUUUGAACCAUGAUCGGAUCUACUGGAGUGACUACAAGGAAAACACGAUUGAAACCAUAAAAUACGAUGGGAGUGACCGGAGAAUUGUUACAUAUUCAGCAAUGAGUCCUUAUAGUCUGGACAUCUUCGAGAGCCACUUAUACUGGGUAUCAAAGGAGAAGGGAGAAGUAUGGAAGAAAGAUAAAUUUGGGAAAGAAGAGAAUGAGAGACUGCUGGUAGUGAAUCCUUGGCUCACUCAAGUUCGAAUAUUUCAUCAGCAUAGAUAUAAUCUGUCAGUGUCCAACCCCUGUAAAAAUGUCUGCAGUCACCUCUGUCUUCUGAGACCUGGAGGGUAUAGCUGUGCCUGUCCUCAAGGAUCCACCUUUACAACAGGGAGUAUCACUGAGUGUGAUGCAGCCAUCGAAAGUGCUAUCAGCAUGUCCCCCCCAUGCAGGUGUAUGCACGGAGGAAAUUGCUAUUUUGAUGAGAAUGAUCUCCCCAAAUGCAAGUGUCCUAUUGGCUACACAGGAGAGUAUUGUGAAAUAGGGCUUUCACAAGGCAUUCCUCCAGGAACAACUAUGGCUGUGCUGUUGACACUCCUCCUGAUCAUCAUUAUUGUAGUCUUGGCAGCAUUUGGAUUUUUCCACUAUAGAAAAACUGGGUCCCUUUUGCCUUCUCUGCCCAAACUGCCAAGCUUAAGUAGUCUUACUAAAUCCCCUGAAAAUGGAAACGGGGUGACCUUCAGAUCAGGGGAUGAUGUCAACAUGGAUAUUGGAAUUUCUGGCUUUGGGCCUGAAUCAGUUAUUGACACCUCCAUUGUGUUGAGUGAUCACUUUGCCAUGGAAAUGGGGAAGCAGCCUAUAAUAUUUGAGAACCCAAUGUAUGCAUCCAGGGAUAGUACUGUCACGGUGACUCAGCCAACCCAGAUAACACCAUCUGAGAAUGUGGAUAACAAGAACUAUGGUAUUCCCAUAAACCCUUCUGAGUUGACUCCGGACGAAAAGCCAACUUCUCCAAGUGCAGAUGAAACUCAGGCCACAAAAUGGAACAUCUUCAAACGAAAACCAAAGCUAACCACCAAUUUUGAAAAUCCAACUUAUGCAGAGAUGGGAAAUGACCCAAGGGACAGUGCUGCAGAAGGCCCACAAUCACCUCUUCCUGAUUCAGCUAAAAUCUCUCCAAAAAGAGACCCAACCCCAUCCUAUUCUGCAACAGAAGACACUUUCAAAGACACAGCGAACCUUGUUAGGGAAGACUCUGAUGUAUAGCCACCCUCACUAUUUAGGGACUAACUGAAAAAAUCUACUUUUUGCACAUAUAUUUUUUACAAACAGAUGAAAGAAAGUUAACAUUCAUACAUUAUAAAAAUAUUUUCCCCAGUUUAUUUGUGGUUGCAAAUGUCUGUGGAAACUAUGUCUUCAUUUUUUCUUCUAUUCUUUGUUUCUUAUGCCGUCCCAUAUUUUUACAAUAUGUACUAUAUGUAUAUCUUUGCACUGGAGCUUUCUGAAGGCAGUGCUAUCAAUAUCUUGUACAUUUGUAAAUUUUGGAACAAUUAUCACAUCACUGAAUUUGCUAUGUAGCUGCUUGAUGUGUUGGGCAAUCAUCACAGUGAAAGAUCCAAUUAAAGAGAGAAAGUGACUUGAGGCCUGAGGUCAUAUCUAAGCAAGAGGCACGACUCACAUUCCUUGUGGAAUUAAUCAGGGGAGAAAUUCAGCCCCAUUCUAAGCCCAUUUUCACAUACCAACACUUACUUAAGGCUGAAUUUCACAUAUAAUUUAAUGAGCAAGUGUAUUGAUAAAGGGCAAUGUGUGUUAUGUAGACAUCUGGAUUUAGCAGAUGUCUCAGAUAAUGUAGAAUGUAGAAGAGGAGGAGGGGGGAGGAGGAGGAAGAAGAAGAGGAAGAAGGAGGAGGAAGAGGAGGAGGAGAAGGAGACAAAAACAAGAACAAGAAGAAAGCAAUUCCCACUCAGCCUUCUGCCUUUGCCUUGCCUUUUCCAACUGGAAUGUUCUAUUGCAUAGUGUUAUCUUACUAGUUGCCAAGCCAAACAUACUUGCAUGUAAUGCUGUGAGAGUAUUUUCAGAAAGUGCAAAUCGUCUGUGGAAAGUUUGUGUCGACUUGAAUGAACUCUUUUACCUGAUGGGACAUAAGACAAUGUAUGUCCUUCCUAGCGGGGCACCUCAGGCAGUCACCUGCCGCUAGGAACCGAAGCUCAGUAGCUGAAUUCCUAGAGCCAAAUCUGUGUUCUCAUGAAGGUGCAAAACAAAAACUUUAAGCAAAGUUUCAACUGGGUUUUUUGUUUCUCUGUGUGAAAAUACCAUUGUAAUGACUGUUUAUCUCCUAAAUUGAGCAUUAAUAGAAAGGGAAACCAUUCUUAUUGAGCCUUUUAAUUUACUUUGACUAAAUAUAUUUGUAUCCGAAUGUACUGUCAAGCCUAUCUUUUCUCUUAUAUAGUUGAUAUAGUCUCCACAACUGGAACCAUGGCAGGAAUAUACAACUUGAUACUAAGUAGCAUUCUUGACUGUGCAGUCAUUGCACAUUUUACAAACAAUGAAUGGAUGGGUGGAUGAGUGGAUGGAUGGAAGGAUGGAUGGAUAGAUGUAUAAUAUACUACUGAUUAUUUUAUUCCUGUUAUCAAAAAUAUUUUUGUUUGUAUUUUGAGGACUUAUUUUAAUUACUUUGAAAUGUACUUUGAUUAGAAAAACAAAUUGAAAUGAUGCUGCUGAAAAAUUUCUAAUAAAUGUGUAUUUUAUCAGA